AUUGUUGAUAACGCCUCUUGUCAUGCCUGUAUUGGGGGCACCAAUGUGCGUGCUGAGGUGCAGAAGCUGCAGAUGGAGGCCCCCCAUAUCAUCGUGGGCACUCCUGGCCGGGUGUUUGAUAUGCUUAACUGGAGAUACUUGUCGCCAAAAUAUAUCAAGAUGUUUGUACUGGAUGAAGCAGAUGAAAUGCUAAGCCGUGGGUUCAAGGACCAGAUCUAUGAUAUAUUCCAGAAGCUCAACAGUAACACACAGGUAGUUUUGUUGUCUGCUAUAAUGCCCUCUGAUGUCCUUGAGGUGACCAAGAAGUUCAUGAGAGACCCCAUUCGGAUUCUUGUUAAGAAGGAAGAGUUGACCCUGGAGGGUAUCCGCCAAUUCUACAUCAAUGUGGAACGAGAGGAGUGGAAGCUUGACACAUUGUGUGACUUGUAUGAAACCCUGACUAUCACCCAGGCAGUAAUCUUUAUCAAUACCAGAAGGAAGGUGGAUUGGCUCACUGAGAAGAUGCAUGCCCGGGAUUUCACUGUUUCUGCCAUGCAUGGCGAUAUGGACCAAAAGGAACGAGAUGUGAUCAUGAGGGAGUUUCGGUCUGGUUCUAGCAGAGUAUUAAUUACCACAGACCUGUUGGCCAGAGGCAUUGAUGUGCAGCAGGUCUCCCUAGUCAUCAAUUACGACCUUUCCACAAACAGGGAAAACUACAUCCACAGAAUUGGCCGUGGCGGUCACUUUGGCCGUAAAGGUGUGGCCAUUAACAUGGUGACGGAAGAGGACAAGAGGACUCUUCGAGACAUUGAGACAUUCUACAACACUUCCAUUGAAGAGAUGCCCCUCAAUGUUGCUGACCUCAUUUGAGGGGCUGUCCUGCUACCUGGCCAUAGCCAGGGUUCAGUCC
This is a messenger RNA of Microtus ochrogaster (prairie vole), 889 nucleotides long. Its product is annotated as eukaryotic initiation factor 4A-I-like. Lineage: Eukaryota; Metazoa; Chordata; Mammalia; Rodentia; Cricetidae. The transcript has a single exon. The record is from RefSeq and is a predicted model, not a curated record. The annotation marks the transcript as partial.